AUGCUACGGGACCCUUUGGGGAUUCCCACUUCCAAUUCAAUCAUGGGAUUGCUCAUCUCCACUGAUGGUCCAUGGUUGAUUAGGCAUGUUCAACGCACCUUACAUUUUGCCUUGGUGAUUAUAUUGUUAAUGAGCUCUGAUACUAUUAUACAAAGAACUCUGGGGGAUCCUGACAAUGAUGAUCCUGACAACGGUGAUGAUAAUGAUAAUGAUGAUCCAGAACCGGAACCAGAGCCAGAACCAGAACCAGAGCCAGAACCAGAACCAGAACCAGAACCAGAACCAGAACCAGAACCAGAAACAACAUCAACAUCAACAUCAACAACACCACCAGGUCCAGUUGAAACCGUGUCCACCGAACUCAAUGCUCCAGGUGAUGGUGAUACUGAAUGUACUACAACUCAAGGUAAUGGUGCUUUCCAAAAUGGUAAAACCUAUGAAUAUGCUUAUACUGUUAGUGUUGAUCCAAAUGAAGAAGGGUUAUUAAAUGGUAGACGUUCUUUCCAAGCAACUUGGUUCUUCAAAUUUUCAAACCCAUUAUAUGCUGCAUCCUUUAGACUUGAUCAAUAUCGUGAUGCUACACUCAAAAGUGGUAAAGUCAAUUUGCAUGACGGUACUUUCGUCCUUACUUUUGGAAUUGAUGUUCCAUUCGAUCAAGAUUUGGACAGUAUUAUUCCACCAUUAUGUAACGGUCUCUUCGCCGCUGCUGUUUUCCAACAAGGCUUUGAUUCUAAUGAAGAUGAUUAUUUGAUCUGGAUUGCCGGUGAUUCCCAAGAUGAAGCUAGUGUUGCAGCUUCAAUUCAAACAGCUAGUAUCAACUGGGAAUGUGAAGAAUUGAUUGGUUUUAUGCUCAGUUGUAAUGUUCCUGCUCAAAGUUCAUCAUCUGAAUUACCAAGUUCAUCAUCUGAAUUACCAAGCUCAUCUUCUGAACUAUCAAGCUCAUCAACAUCUCAACCUUCUUCCACUGCAGUUCCAUACAUUACAGGUAGCUUAGAAGAUAGUCAACCAAAAUGGCAAAUCGUUAUUCCAAAAGAAUUAACUUCAUGGACUGAAGUUCGUUUAGCUGGUAAAACCGAUGGUGAACAAUACACUUUCAACUAUGUUGAUGCUACCUAUGAAGAUGGUAGACCAUAUGGCGGUCUUGAACAAACUGUUGGUGAAACUUCAUUUACUUCAAGUGGUACAACUGCUGUUCCAGAAGAUGGUUUCAUUUAUAUUGUUGUUGGUACUGCUGUCGGUGAUGGCCCAUACACACUUAAUGUUGAAUUAACAGUCAUCAAUCAAGAUAAUGAACCUGAGAAUUUCAAGAAACUUGUUAAGAGAGAUACAUAUUCCACAUACAAUUUAGGCUUUACCAUUGAUCCAGAUGCUCCAGAACCUUCAUCUUCAGCUGAGCCAAGCUCCUUCAGUUCUUCAAUUGAACCAUCAUCAUCUAUUGAACCAUCAUCAUCUGUUGAUCCUUCCUCAUCUGUUGAUCCUUCCUCAUCUGUUGAUCCUUCCUCAUCUGUUGAUCCUUCCUCAUCUGUUGAUCCUUCCUCAUCUAUUGAACCUUCUUCCUCUGAUGAACCAUCCUCAUCCGUUGAACCAUCAGGAUCUUCAGGUAUUACCAGCUCAUCAGAAGCUCCAGACUCAUCAGGUACUAUCAUCACUUCAACUUCAACCAAAGAAGAUGAUUCAACCACUGUGAUUACUACAACUUCAUGUGCUGAUAAUGGUUGUACUGAAAUUCCAAUCACUACAGGUUUGACUGUUACAACAGAAACAAAAGAUGGUGUUGUUACCUCUUACACAACUUAUUGUCCAAUCACCACCACUAUUACUUCAACUGAAGGCCCAGGUCCAGCUCCUCAACCAACUGCUACAGAUGCUCCAGCUCCUCAACCAGAUCAACCAACUGCUACAGAUGCUCCAGCUCCUCAACCAGAUCAACCAACUGCUGCUCCAGCUCCACAACCAGGUCAACCAUCAACAGGUACAGAUGCUCAAGGUAAUCCAACUACUGCUCCAGGUGCUCCAGAUUCAGGUUCAGGAGGUUCAGGAGAUUCAGGUCAAGGUGAUACUCCAGGUACAGAUGCUCAAGGUAACCCAACAGGUGGUGCUCCAGGCGCUACUGGCACAGAUGCUCAAGGUAACCCAACAGGUGGUGCUCCAGGUGCUACUGGUACCGAUGCUCCAGCUCCAGGUCAACCAUCAACAGGUACAGAUGCCCAAGGUAAUCCAACCACCGCUCCAGGUGCUCCAGGAUCGGGAUCAGACUCAGGUGCUCCAGGUCAAGGUGCUACUGGCACUGAUGCUCAAGGUAACCCAACUGGUGCUGCUCCAGGUUCAGAUGCCACAGGUGCUCAAGGUUCAGGUUCAGAAGCUUCAGGUACUGCAGGUGCUCCAGGAUCAGAAGCUUCAGGUGCUCCAGGCUCAGGCUCAGAUUCUUCAGGUGGUGAUGGUUCAGCUCCAGAUGCUCAACAAAGUGGUGAUGCUGGUUCAAACCCAGCUGAUGGGCAAUCUACUUCUACCGGUGGUGAUGGUGCAGCUUCAGUUUCAACCUAUGAUGCUGCUGGUUACAAAUUAAGUGGUAGCUGGUUUAUUACCUUACUAGCAACUUCUUUUGCCUUAUUGUUAUGA
Molecule: messenger RNA, 2619 nt
Organism: Hansenula ciferrii
Lineage: Eukaryota; Fungi; Ascomycota; Saccharomycetes; Phaffomycetales; Wickerhamomycetaceae
Product: Ribosome-binding protein 1
Exons: 2
Coding region: 1-2619 (872 amino acids)
Source: RefSeq, a predicted model, not a curated record